Fimicolochytrium jonesii is the source of this 1161-nucleotide messenger RNA. RefSeq lists its product as uncharacterized. Gene Ontology annotation, molecular function: C-4 methylsterol oxidase activity; iron ion binding. Gene Ontology annotation, biological process: ergosterol biosynthetic process. The transcript is spliced from 5 exons. The record is from RefSeq and is a predicted model, not a curated record. The coding region runs from base 105 to 1028 and encodes 307 amino acids. NCBI's taxonomy places the organism in Eukaryota, Fungi, Chytridiomycota, Chytridiomycetes, Spizellomycetales, Powellomycetaceae.
CUUUCCCCACUGUGUUUCUGUGUGCACUUGAAAGGUCCAUCUCCAUCCUACCGUAAGGCGUCCAUAGAAUAUAGUUAAGUCCCGCAACUAGAUACGUGAGCGCCAUGUCAUUUGAUUUCGAAGGCGCCGUGGCGCCGGCUCUGAAUGCCACAAGCGGUGUACCACCGCCCUACAUGCCCAACUACCUUGAGCGGAAGUGGCUGGAGACGUUCGACAACACCGAGUACGCAGGGAUGAAACUUGCCCUCGCACUCCUCCUAUGGCACGAAUUUGUAUUCUUCGGCAGGUUUUUGCCCUACUACAUCAUGGAUCAGAUUCCAUACUUCCAGAAAUAUAAGAUCCAGGAUGCCAAACCGAAUACACCAGAGAUGUACCGUAAAUGUGUGAUAAGCGUGAUCAAAUCUCAGCUCUUUGUGCAAGGGCCGCUGCUCCUGCUUUUCCACCGUUCGGCAACAUGGCUAGGCAUGAAGUUCUUGGAGGUCCCGUUUCCUUCAUGGACGACCAUCGCUCUCUCCUGCCUCUUCUGCCUCGUCAUGGAGGAUACAUACCACUACUUCGUCCACCGUCUUGGUCACCACCCCGCCCUCUACAAGCACGUCCAUAAAGUCCACCACGAAUUUUCAGCACCCUUCGGUAUUGCCGCCGAGCACGCCCACCCUAUUGAGGUGCUGGUUCUGGGACAAGGUUUCUUCAUUGGGCCGGUGUUGCUGUUGUUGAUGGGCGUGGACAUGCACGUUAUCACCAUGUUUGCAUGGCUAGCGCUGAGAUUAGUCGAGACGGUGGAUGUGCAUGCCGGAUAUGAUUUUCCAUGGUCAUUCCACAAGUUCAUCCCAUUCUGGGGCGGCGCCGAAUUCCACGACUACCACCACAUGGCGUUCGUAGGCAAUUACUCUUCAUCGUUCCGGUACUGGGACUGGUUAUUUGGUACCGACCAGGCUUUCGAGACCUGGAAGGCAAAGCAGGCCAACAAGAAGGUCGCUGCUGGGGAAACACCCCGUGCCGGUGUCCCAGUCACGAAAGAGGACUAGGUUUAGUAUCAUGGGACCGUGAGGGGCACCCUACCCUGGUCCUCAGCCGUACUUUGUGUUGUAGAUCAUAUGUGAAUUUCUAUAUGGAUAAUGAACGCUUUUCGAAAACGGAGUAUCGCAGCCGGGAGCAGAC